AUGCCCGAAUUUCAUCUCCCGAAAUGUAGCUCUAGAAACUCAGGCCAAAGACUAAUCCCUAAGUGGAAGCUCGCCAUCUCGAUUUUCUUCGGGGCUCUUGGAAUAGCUCUUCUUGUUCUUGCUGUUAUGUACUUUGGUUGGUUGAAGAUGAAGAAAAGAACAGAACCGGCUUCAAGUUCCAAAGAUGAUUCAUCAUUGAAUCUAUCUUAUGGAAUUCUCCUUAAGGCAACCAACGGGUUUUCUUCAAGUAACUUGAUCGGGGUCGGCGGUUUAGGAUCUGUUUACAAGGGAUUCCUUGAUGAGAAUGGAACUACCAUUGCUGCCAAGGUACUUAAUUUGACGCUUCAUGGUGCUGUGAAGAGCUUCAUAACCGAGUGCAAGGCUUUAAGGAACAUCCGACACCGUAAUCUUUUGAAAGUCCUAACAGUAUGCUCGGGCACUGAUUACAGGGGCAAUGAGUUUAAGGCCUUGAUUUAUGAGUUCAUGGUCAAUGGUAGCCUAGAAGAUUGGCUACAUCCAAGUCCAUCAUCAGCUAAUGUAGAUGGGAAUGCGCAUAAAUUGAGUCUCAUCCAGAGGAUAAAUAUUUCCAUCGAUGUUGCUUCAGCAUUAGAUUAUCUCCAUGACCACCUUCAAAGCCCUGUUAUCCAUUGUGAUCUGAAGCCGAGUAACGUCCUGCUAGAUGCUGAAAUGGUUGGACAUGUCGGAGACUUUGGUUUGGCGAAGAUCGUGAUUGAUUCCACCGAUGACACUAAAGCGAAAAUGAGCUCUGCUGGUGUUAGAGGAACUGUCGGCUAUGCUGCUCCAGAAUACGGAAUGGAAAGCGAGGUUUCAAGAGAAGGCGAUGUUUAUAGUUAUGGCAUUCUUUUGCUUGAGAUGUUCACGGGCGUGAGUCCAACAAACGAAAGGUUUCGAGAAAAUUUUAACCUUCAUAAGUUCGUUAAGGAAGCCUUGCCUGAACAACCCCUAGAGAUUACCGAUCCUUUUCUACUUCAAGAAAUGGAGAGCCGUAUGGGCACCGCCUGAGGCGAUGCAGCUCGCGAUUGUCUGGAGAUGGUCUAUAGAAUCGGGGUCGCCUGCUCUGUCGAAGCACGCAGAGAGCGGACGAACAUCGCGGAAGUCGCAGCUCAGCUGCAUUUUAUCAGGAAUAAACUUCAUGCAGCUGGUUUAC
Molecule: messenger RNA, 1168 nt
Organism: Syzygium oleosum
Lineage: Eukaryota; Viridiplantae; Streptophyta; Magnoliopsida; Myrtales; Myrtaceae
Product: probable LRR receptor-like serine/threonine-protein kinase At3g47570
Exons: 2
Coding region: 1-1023 (340 amino acids)
Biological process (GO): protein phosphorylation
Molecular function (GO): ATP binding; protein kinase activity
Source: RefSeq, a predicted model, not a curated record